UUUACUGUACCCGUAAACAAUUUAUCUCGAGUAGUACAUAAUAUAGAUAAAGAAGAAUUACACCAAGUUACAGAUAUGAGUGCUGGUACAAUGUCGAAUCAAAUUAUAUUAUCAUUAGAGAAAGAAGCUGGUAUCAUUAAAAAUGAGUCAUCUGAAAAUAAUUCUAUGAAUAUUAUAAUACCUGUAAAUUUUAAUCCAACUUCUUCUACAAUUACUUCCAAUACAAUAGUUAAUGUUACAAUACAAGAUAAUAGCACAUUUAAACAUAUUAUAAAUGAGAAUAGAGAAUCUAGUUUAUUACAAAGUGAAAAUAGUAACGUAGAAAAUCAAAUUUUAAACACAAAUGAAAAAUUAGAAAAAAAUAAUUGCUUAUUAGAUUCUAUGUAUAAAAUAAUAAGAGAUCAUUCAAUGGGUGAAGUUGAAAAACAAACUAAUAUUCAAUUUAACAGUAGCAACGAUAAUAUAAAGAAAUCUGUGCAUCAGAAAACGAACGAUACAUUAAGUCCUUAUACAACGUAUUGUAAUGAUGAUUUAAAAGAAAAAGAAACUGCACAUAAUCAUCAAACUCUAACUUCAUUAAUAUCAUCUUUCGUGUAUGCAGAUAUGAUAGAAGAUGAUUCAUUUGUAAAAACGACAUAUAAAGUCCAGCAAGAAACGCAAUCUAGUGAAAAUGUUAUGGACGUGAAGUCAGUAAUUGAUAUGGUUAAUGUACAAGCAACAUGUAUUCAAUGUCCUGAAAUAUGUAUCACCAACGAUGAACAGAUAGUGCAACAAUCUGAAAAUGAUCUUGAAUGUUAUUUCGAAAAUAAUAAUAUUCAAGUAGGUAAUGUUAUGAUUAACAAAGAAAAGAAUAAUCAACACGAUUCAGAUAAAAUUCCAAAUAAAAUAAUUGAAAUUCAUGAAAAUGUUUUUGAAAAUAAACUUAACAAUGGAAGACUUACUAAUACUUCUAUAGAACUAGAAGUUAUUCAAAGAGAUAAACAAUUAGAUAAAAAAGACAAUAUUGAGAAUGAUUCAGCUGCAUGUAUAAUAAAGUCUAAGAAAAAUUCAGCUAUGGAUAUAAAUGAAUGUGCUAAUACUCAUAGUAGCAACAAUCAGAUUCUUGGCAGAUCAUGUGUUUUUUCACCGACAUUAAUUUCUGCUUACAAUCAAAAUAAAACGUGUAUUGGAGAAAAUAAUAUUACUCCAAUAGCUGGCACGACAGACUUAACAUGCAACAUGAAUAUAACACAAAAUAAUGAGAAAUUUUUGAAAGAAGAAGUUGCAUUGGAGAAAAACACUAGAGAAAAUUCCAGUCUUCAGGAGGAUAAAUUUUCUUUGCUAAUAAGUAAAUUAAAGAAUCAUAUGCUUAGUGACGAUUGCAUAUGGAAUUUAUAUUAUGAGAAUAUAGAUAAACAAAUGAUAGUAGUUGGUUUUAUUUCUACAUCUUUACUGAUAAUAAUAAAAACUCAGAAUGAAGUCAACACUGACACGUGUAGGAUCAAAGAUGUUAAUGUAAUUUCACGAUUAGAAAAUGAUGAAAAUUUGUUGUUAAGUAUUGCACACAAAUUACUAAAGGAGAAAAUAAAUUUAGAAUAUAUUCGUCAAUCAUAUAUAUAUGAAGAAGACAUUAUUCCCUUGUUAAAUCAUAUUUCAGAAGAUGUGAAAUUCAUAUUAGAUUUUAUAUUUGAUUUACAAAAAUUGGAUGAUACAAAUUUAAUGGAAAUAAGUACAGAAAGCAUAACAUUUAUAUUAAGAAGUAAAUGCAUGGAAAUUAUAUUGAAAAUUACAAUGGAUAUUAAAUUAUUUGAUAAAAUAAAUUCAUCACACAUCAAGAUCGUUUCUAUUUUGGGUACUGUAAUAGAGGAAGAAAUUCAAGAGUUACUUUUAAAUGUGAAAAGAGAUUAUAAAUUUUUAAGGAGAUACAUGUCUGACAUUAAGGAUUAUAUUGAUAUAAUAGAACAAGUUAAUUUUGCAAAAGAAAUGCAAAAUGAAUUACAAAAAGAAACAAAAAGAAAAGGAAAUUAUAAAUGAUUGAAGUGUGAAAUAUUUAUAGAUGGAUCGAACUAAUGUACAGAUGUAAAAGAUUUAAAUAUUUAACUAUAUGUGGAAAAUAAUUGUAUUGAUAUUAUGUAGAAUGUGAUAUAAAACAUAUUUUUAUAAAAUUUUUUUAUAAUUAUAUUGUAAUUAUAUUAAGAGAAAGUUACUAACGAAGAAAAUUCGUUGGGAAUUUUUAAUAUUUUAUAUGUAAAAAGAGGUGAGAUAUGUAAAUCAUUAGGUAAAAACAUUAAAUAAUAUUUUUACUAUUCGUUCAAAUAGAUUUGGUAACAACUAUACAUGAAUUUAUAGCAGGUAUAUACAUACAAACAGGUUGAUCGACUAGCUUCGAUGAAGCCGGUUCGAACUAUGCAGGUUUUUGUUAAUGCACUUGCAGUUCUUUGGGUAGUAGCGUGUGAACAACUGGCUUCCCAUAGAAUCAUUCGAGUUUCCGUUUAAUUCUUAAGAAAUAAUUAUCAUCGAUACACGUAUGAUUAGAAUUACCGAGAAUGUGCAAUCAAAAAGUUCUUCAUUUCUUUAUAUUAUUGACAAUUAAUUUCAUGACAAUAAAUAUAUAAUCUGAUAAGGAAUUCAAAAUUAUAUUCCAUUUUAUAGAAUCGAAACAACAAUCUCACGUCCAUACGUUUAUUAUAAACAAAAAAAAAAUGAAGAAUUUCGAAAAGCAAAAUAUUAUUCAACGAAAAGACUAUGAAACAUCCGAGGUACUUUCAAAGCGAUAGUGAAACUGUUGAAGCAUGAAAGGUAAGAAUAACUGCAACAAUAUUGCGUUGGUUUUACUCCCACGUGUUCUACGAACGUGUAAGUAAUACCUCAUAGGAAGGUUAAACAUGAAUAAUGAAAGUUACAUUUCUUGUUUUUUUAAAUAAAUUCAAAAUUUAAUUUAUAUCAAAUUACGCGUAUUAAAUAAUCAUUAUCGCAAAUAGAAUAUAUGUAUAUUUAAUAGUUCAUCUAUGCAUGUAUCAAUGUAAAUAUAGAAAUAUUAGUUAAAA
Polistes canadensis is the source of this 3026-nucleotide messenger RNA. RefSeq lists its product as uncharacterized. The transcript has 6 exons. The record is from RefSeq and is a predicted model, not a curated record. Lineage: Eukaryota; Metazoa; Arthropoda; Insecta; Hymenoptera; Vespidae. The coding region runs from base 76 to 2013 and encodes 645 amino acids.